GUGGGCUCAGGAGCACUUCAGAAAACCAAUGUCAGUAACGACAGUUGCGCGCUACAUCCGGAAGUGCCACUUGAAACUCGACUAUGCAAAGCCAAAGCCGUUUAUCGACAACACCCAGAAACGCCGCCGGCUUCUCUGGGAAAAGUGGAAAAGUGUUCUGUGGUCCGACGAGUCCGCAUUUCAAAUUGUUUGUGGAAAUUGUGGACGUGGUGUCCUACGGGCCAAAGAGGAAAAGAACCAUCCGGACUGUUCCGGACGCAAAGUUCAAAAGCCAGCGUCUGUGAUGGUACGGGGCCGUGUUAGUGCCAAUGGGUAACUUACACGUCUGUGAAGGCGCCGUUCACGCUGAAAGCUACGUACAGGUUUUGGAGAAACAUACGCUGCCAUCCAAGCGACGUCUUUUUCACGAACGCCCCUGCUUAUUUCAGCAAGACGAUGCCAAACCGCGUUCAACAGCGUGGCUUGGUCGUAAAAGAGUGCGGGCACUGGACUGGCCUGCCUGCAGUCCAGACCUGUCUCCCAUUGAAAUCGUGCGGCGCAUUAUGAAGCGUAAAAGACGACAACGAAGACCCCGGACCGUUGAACGGCUCAAGCUGUACAUCGAGCGAGAAUGGGAAAGAAUUCCACCGACAAAGAUUCAACAAUGAGUGUCCUCGGUUCCCAAACGUUGAUUGAAUGUUGUUCAAAGAAAAGGAAAUUCAAGUCCAAGCUCCAAAGUGUCCGCUAUGAAGAAGAGAACUUUGUCUCCUCAGCUUGUAAAAAGCAGCGCUCCCCAGACGUGCAGAAUCUUUCACCCCGUCUCGGUUCAAAGAUGAACAUUCCCGUUCUGAAAUGUGAUGACAGGAUGCUGAACCGGAGGAACCCUGAGCUCCACGAGGAGCUGCAGAUCCAGGCGGCGGUGGCGGCGGGCAACGUGUGCGUGGUGCGCAGCAUGCUGCAGCGCGGCUACUCGCCCAAGAUCCGCGACGCCAACGGAUGGACGCUGCUGCACUUCUCCGCCGCCAAGGGCAAGGAGCGAUGUGUGCGCGUCUUCCUUGAGCACGGAGCGGACCCUACGGUGAAGGACUUCAUUGGGGGUUUUACGGCGCUGCACUACGCCGCCAUGCACGGGCGCGCUCGCAUCGCCCGCCUGAUGCUGGAGUCGGACUUUUGCGGCGACAUCAUCAACGCCAAGAGCUUCGACGGCUGGACGCCGUUACACGUGGCGGCCCACUACGGCCGCGAUUCCUUUGUGAGCCUUCUCCUGGAGUUCCGUGCGCAAGUGGACCCGCUGAGCGACAAGGGCACCACGCCGCUGCAGCUGGCCGUCAUCCGCGAGCGCUCCAGAUGCGUUAGCAUCCUGCUGGACCACGGCGCCAACAUUAACAUUCAGAACGGCUUCCUGUUGCGUUACGCCGUGAGCAAGGGCAACCACUUGUACUGCAGCACGUUCCUCAAACGCGGCGCCGACACCGACCUGGGCCGGCUGGAGGACGGGCAAACGCCGCUGCAUCUGUCGGCGCUGCACGACGACGUGAAGUGCGCUCAGAUGCUGCACGCUUACGGCGCCGACACCAACGCCAGGAACUACGAAGGACAGACGCCCGCUGCCGUUUCCGUCAGCAUGUCCAGACACAGCAGACCGUGUCUAGACUUCCUGCAGGACGUCACCAGACGUCCUCGGAGCCUCCAGGACGUGUGUCGCAUCAAGAUCCGCCGCUGCGUCGGCCUGCAGCGGCUGCGUCUCUUGGAGGAGCUUCCCGUCGCCAAGGUCAUGAAGGACUAUCUCAAACACAAGUACUAACGCCGCACACGCCGGGACCUAGUACGAAGAACACGGAGAAGAAAAGACCUAUGCAAUGACUCCGCUGGCCUCGCGGAAGCUUCCGAAAGGUUGUCCCGCUCGGUCGCCGCCGCUGGUUGUCCGCUGUGCUGUCACAAUGUAAAUAGGUCACAGAUAUUUUUCUACAUUUAUUUAAAUGCCUCUCAUAUAACUGUGCGUGUGUGUGUGUGUGUGUGAGAGAGAUGGAGAAAUUGGUUCCAGAAAUGCCAUGAAGUUAUUUUAUUUUGCUGAUAUUAAAAAAAAAACAAAAAAAAAAAAAAAAAAGAUUCCUCUGAUGUGCCAGAAUAGUUGCCUCACUCUGUCACCGUGACAACAUGAGAUGUUCACGUGUGUGUGUGUGUGUGAGAGAGCAUGUUUGUAUGUGAUUAAGAACCUGUGAAUUUCUCAACUUUCACAAUAAAACACAGGAAGU
Phycodurus eques (leafy seadragon) is the source of this 2234-nucleotide messenger RNA. It is a transcript of the gene asb7, whose product is annotated as ankyrin repeat and SOCS box containing 7. The coding region runs from base 611 to 1783 and encodes 390 amino acids. Gene Ontology annotation, molecular function: protein binding. Gene Ontology annotation, biological process: intracellular signal transduction. The record is from RefSeq and is a predicted model, not a curated record. NCBI's taxonomy places the organism in Eukaryota, Metazoa, Chordata, Actinopteri, Syngnathiformes, Syngnathidae. The transcript has 5 exons.